AGAUACAACAAUUAAAAGCUUACGUCGAGCAGGCAAAAUCAUCCUCAUUUCUUUCUACGUAUUAUAAAAUAAAUUCAUUAAAAAUAUUUCCCGUCUUAAAGUAUUUAUCUUUAAAUAAAUAAUGGAUAUUAAUACGAUCUUAUUAUUUCCAAUACAAAUAUUUUCUUUACCACCUGAAAUAUUAUCAGCUAUUACAUUAAGAGAAGAUUCGACAAGAUCCUUGACGAAAUUAAUAUCAGAUUCAGAAACAAUAACAAAAAUAAAAGAAAUCGAUAGUUUUACUGAACAAAAUGAAAAUGACGAAAAUGAUCUUAUGAAACCUACAUGUUUCGUUUGUGGAAUAACAUCAUUUGAAAAUGUGGAACAACAAAGGGAACAUUAUAAAUUGGAUUGGCAUAGAUUUAAUGUAAAAAUGCGUGCUAUUAAUUUAGAACGUGGUAAAAACAAAUAUAAUCCAAUAACUGAAGAAGAAUUUGAAGAAUUAAUGGGUGACAGUUUAUCAAGUAUCUCAGGAUCAAACUCUGACACAACUGAUGAUGAUAUAACAAUGCGUGUAAAUAAUUUAAAAAUAGAUGAUAAUGAAUCACCUGAAAAAAAAAAUGCUGAACCAAUUUUAUGGUUUUCGUGCUCUCCAAUGACGAUUAAUUUAGGCAUUUACAAAAAUAUUCUAAAUAAUCUUGGAGAGAAUGCUAUUGAAGAUAUUCACAAGUUGCAAAUCAAGCCAAAUGAAAAAGAAAAUCCAAGAUUAUGGACAAUGCUAAUGAUUAGAGGUGGUCAUUUCGCAGCAUUGAUUUUGGAUAUUACAGCGAAUACAAAAGUAACUAAUGCUAAAGAAGUUAAAGUGAUAGUCCAUAAAACGUUUCAUCGAUACACAACACGUAGGAAGCAAGGCGGAAGUCAGGCUAGCAAUGAUAAUACAAAAGGGAAAGCCAAAUCUGCAGGUGCAGAAUUAAGAAGAUAUAAUGAAAGUGCUUUACAAAAAAGUAUUCGUGUUUUAAUUGAACAGUGGAAAUCGAUGAUUGAAGAAAGUGAACUUAUUUUUAUUCAUGCACCUGGUAACAACAAAAAUAUUAUUUAUAAUUAUGAAGGAGCAGUUUUAAAGAAAGAUGAUAGAAGAAUUAGGAGUUUUCCAUUUUCUACUAAACGCCCGACUUUUACUGAGUUAAGAAAAACUUUUAUAGAACUAACUAGAGUAAAAGUUUUAGAAGUAAAAGUAAAUGAAGAUAGUCAAGAACCUUCAAAAAAUAAGUUAACAGAGAAUAACUUGAUAAAUUCCCAAAUUGUUAUAGAAUCAUUAGAAGAAAUAAAAGGAUCAAAAGAAACCCCAAUAGAAUCUGUUGAACCAGUUGAACCGGUUGAACCAGUUGAAUCAUCGAAUAAUUUAGAACAAGCAUCUAAUAAAGUAAUUAAGAUGAUUCAACUUAUAAAAAAAGGGAAAUUUGAUUUAUUUGUGAACCAUAUCACCAAAAAUUCUAUUGACGUUACAGAGCUCCUUCCUAUCACAACAAUAUCCGAGAAUGAUAACAGUAAAUUACCAACUUUAUUACACUUAGCGUCAUAUUUGGGUCAUCAUGAUAUUGUUGAAUAUCUUUUACAUCAAGGAGCAGAUCCAACGAUCACUUCGAAAAAGAAUGUGACACCUUAUGAUUUAGCAAAUGAUAAAGAAACACGUAAUAUAUUUCGAAGAUAUAUGGCAGAGCAUAUGGAUAAGUGGGAUUGGACUAUCGCUCAUGUGCCUAGUCCUUUGACAAAAGAAAUGGAAGAAGAACAACAAAAUAAACUAAAAGAAAAGAAAAAGAAGAAUAAAGAAAAAAAGAAAAAAACAACAAUUAAUAAAAAAGAAAAAGAAUUAGAGGGAAAAACUGUAACUGAAAGUAUUGAACCUAAAUCAGAAUCAUUAAUAUCAGCGUCGUCAAAGAAAUUAACGUCAAAUAAAACACCUGAUAGUUCUAGUUCACUAAUUGGAUUACCACCCGAAAUGCGUAUGAAAAUUGAAAGAGAGCGUCGUGCCAGAGCUGCCGAAGCACGAUUAAAAUCUACACCAAUAAACCUCCCCUCAAUAGGAAACGUUGUUUGCACUAUAUGUGGAAAAUCUCUUUCUGAAUUAGUGCCUUUCGAAGUAUCCGAAUUGAAAUUUUGUAGUGUUAAAUGUGUAAAAAAUUAUAGGGAAUCAACAUUAUAGAGUAAAAAUAAUAACAGAUAAUUAGGAUUUAGAAUUUAAUGAUUAAUAAUUAAUAUUCUAUUAACAUUAGUUUUUAUUUAAACCGUAAUGCAAUUAUAUUGUUUAUCACGCGCUAACCCAUAUAUAUUAUUAAAUUAU
Molecule: messenger RNA, 2320 nt
Organism: Rhizophagus irregularis DAOM 181602=DAOM 197198
Lineage: Eukaryota; Fungi; Glomeromycota; Glomeromycetes; Glomerales; Glomeraceae
Molecular function (GO): protein binding
Source: RefSeq, a predicted model, not a curated record